UUGCCGUUCCAACGUUUGGUGCGUGAAAUCGCACAGGAUUUCAAGACCGACCUGCGUUUCCAGAGUUCCGCCGUCAUGGCUUUGCAAGAGGCCAGCGAAGCUUACUUGGUCGGUCUGUUCGAGGACACCAAUCUGUGCGCCAUUCACGCCAAACGUGUCACGAUCAUGCCUAAAGACAUCCAGUUGGCUCGUCGUAUCCGUGGUGAACGUGCUUAAACUCUUGCUGCUUAUUAUUAUUCAACACCUAUAAAAAGGCCCUUUUCAGGGCCAUCACUUUUGAAUUAACUCUCCGUGAAAAAGGUGGUCCAUAAUUUUGCCUUUUGAACGUAUUUAUUAGAGAAUAGGUAUACAUAUAGAUUACAGAUACAUUAAUGUCAAAAUUGAAAUAGAACUGUAAACAAUCAUUAGAAUUC
Diuraphis noxia (Russian wheat aphid) is the source of this 413-nucleotide messenger RNA. Its product is annotated as histone H3. Gene Ontology annotation, cellular component: nucleosome. NCBI's taxonomy places the organism in Eukaryota, Metazoa, Arthropoda, Insecta, Hemiptera, Aphididae. The record is from RefSeq and is a predicted model, not a curated record. Gene Ontology annotation, molecular function: structural constituent of chromatin; protein heterodimerization activity; DNA binding.